GGAAACUGAAAAGUCAACCGUGCCCCAAAACUCCAACCGUACUUAGCUUUGAAUUAAUUUUUCUACUAGAAAAACCAAUUCUAUUUCAAUAAUUUUACAUUUAAAACAAUAAUAAACCAGUUGGAAAUAUUCUGCAAGUGCUAUUACAAAAGCGGAAGUGUUUUUUCACGGUCUAUUUCAUAUUGGAAAAAAAACAGACCAUCAAACAUUUUUUCUUUUUUUCUACUCCAAGUCAUCUUGUGUCUAGUUGUGUGAGUGAGUGUAUGGUGUGGUGACAAAAAUAUAUUGGUCUCUUUUUUUCUAACAAAAAAAAAAGUAAAAACGAAUACAACAAAAAAAUAUAACAAACACCCAUAAAAAAAGGUGACAAAAAGUGACAGAUCGGUUUUGAGGUUAUGUUUUGUGACCACUAUCGCUAUCAGUUUGCAAUUUUCAUCAUCUCUACCACAUAAUUAUUUUUUUUUACUCGACAAAAGGAAAAACCAACAAAAAAAUCGUCCUUUUUUUCAAAUUGAAAAAUUAUUUGAUAGAAAAUAUAAAUAAUCCUUUUUUUAGUAAAGUGAAUCACAAAAUCCAAUAAAACCAAUAAGAAGAGAAUUUUCAGAGGAAGGAACAAAAGAAUAAAACUCAAAAUGAUUAUAAAUCUUAAAGUGAAGACUCUGGACUCGCAAACACAUGAAUUCAGCAUUGACAAUGAGAUAACUAUAAGGCAAUUUAAAGAUAAAAUUGCCGAGAAGACAAACAUUGCGGCAGAGCAGCAACGUAUUAUUUAUUGUGGACGAGUUUUGGCUGAUGAUAAGCAAGUCAAAGAAUAUGAUGUCGAUGGAAAAGUCGUACAUGUUGCUGAAAGGCCUCCGCCAUCUUCUAGAACAACAACGAACACAACUAGCGGAGUUGGAAUUAGACGCUCGGAUUCUCGAGGAAUGCGCAAUUCUCCUCUUUUCCGAGCAUUGGAUGGCAUGGUAGUUGGUGCUAUGGCAAUUCCAAUGAAUGCUGGAGUUCAAAAUCCACAAACAACAAUCAAUCCAUUAACUUCAUCUUCGUCAUCUUUCUGCAUGAACCGAAUUACUGUUGCCAGACACAUGCUUAAUUGUGCCAAUAAUAUUGCAGCUUAUUUGGAAGAUCCAGAAAGGGGACUUAAUAACACAUCACUUGAUAUUUUGGCUCAAGGCCGUUGGACUAUGGAAUCAACUGUCGUCGAAGUUGGCAUUACUGAUAUUCAACAAAAUAACACUCAAAAUCUUGUCGAAGCUUUGCAAGGUGCUGUUUCAGCAGCUUUACGUCAGAAUGGCAAUGCCAAUGUUACAGUUGUUCAAUUGCCAACUGUAUUCAAUGGAUCUGAGACAUCUGAUACGGAUGCUCCAUCUUCAAACAGCGGUGCUAGCGAUUCAAAUGCACCCGUUGAACCAAUGGAUGAGACUACAUCGGAGAGUACUACCACAAAUGCUGAGGCAGAAGAAAAUGCCCCUGGACUUGAAUCAACUGAACCUAGCACACAGACAGACGAGAGUGCUCCAUCAGCAGCUGCAUCAUCAACUCCAAAUGCCGGUCAGAGUCCAAGUCGCCAAAGAACUGGAACACAUGUACUGGCUCAGGUUAUUCAACAAAUGAGAACAGUCCAAGCUCGUUUGAAUCCUUUUAUUGAUCAGUAUUAUGAGUUGUUGCAAAAUGAACCAACAUUUGAAGAAAAUGAUACAACAGGUCGCGAAAAUUCUCAAAGACUUUUCGAUAGAGUCUCAGAGGCUUUCCAUUAUCUUUCUCAUGCUCAGCAUGCUAUAUCUGAUUUAAUGUUGGAUGUCUCAAGACCAGCACCACGUUACUUAUGUUGUCGUCCAAUUUUAGUCGAACAAAGUGGCUAUGUUAGUUCGAAUAAUUAUACUACAUACAGUCCAUCAGGCAAUGGGCCAGUUACAAUUCAAACUGGAUCAUCAACUCCAAGACAACAAGCAGCAGCAGCCGCCGCUUCGGCAAGUUCCUCGACACCAGCUGCAUCAUCUGCAAGCUCAACUCCAGCUACAGCUACUGCUGCUUCAACAUCAGCAUCUGCUGAUAACUCAUCUGACAAUAGCAGCAGUGUAAGUGGUGGUGGACAAGGAGCAACUGCCACACCACCAACAACUCCAGCUAGUGCUCCAAAUGGAGUACAAUCUGCUAAUGCAUCUUCACCCAUUGCAGGAUUAUCAGAUGAAAAUGAAGUUGAGGUCGUACUUAAUCUUGCUCCAAGAGCAGUUUUCGUUCCUAAUCAUCAACUCCAAGUGGCACGACUUAUUCAAGCAGUUGUUAAUUCAGCUCCAAUUGAUGCAGACUUUCAUGUUCAAAUUAAUGCACCCAGCAUUCUAUCAAUUGGUGUGCCAUUGAAUGCAAAUAUGCGUGCCCAAGCAUCACAAUCCUCCUCUGCUACAGCUCCAAAUAGUACUCAAUCAUCAUCAUCAUCAUCAUCAUCAUCAUCGACAACAACAGAAACUUCUUCAACAGCAACAACAUCGUCAUCGGCAGCAGCAGCAGCAUCAAGUACUGCUACAACAGGAUCAGAUUCGAAUACAACUUCAACUGGUUUAAAUCAGGCUCGUGUUGAUACAACCACACAUCCAACCACAUCGACUCAAACACGCUCAACAGCUCGUCCACAAGUUCAAGUGUCAAAUAUUCCAUCGGCCUGGAAUAGUCGUGUGAUACCAGCAAAUAUGCUAUCAUCAUUUGAUAGAUUUUUACCCUGCAACAGUCAUCACAUUCGCGAUAAUGAAGCUCGUGAAAAUGGCACCAACAACAACAACAACAGUGUAGGUCAACCCUUCACACCACCACGUGUGCAAAGUCGUUUCAUACGUCGCGUUCGACGUCCCAAUUCGACUUCUUCACCUGGCAAUUUGGAUGGCAUUAGCAUUGCAUCUUCUGCCGCAUCGCCACGCUCUGCAUCACCAUCGGUGCGUAGCAGCAGUAGUAGCAGAGCAACUACUGCCGCUGCUGGUGCAAACUAUACACGCAAUUGCUUGCGAAAUCAACUAAUAUCUUUUAUCGGUGCGACAAUGUUUGAUGGUUCGCCAGUAUCCGAAGUUGGCAUGUCGGCAGCUGUCGAAAAAGCUAUCCAAUAUCUAAAUGAAAUUUUAAUCUUUCUGCCUCAAUACGAUACAACAGAAGAAUACAAUUCAAGGGCUUCGGUUGAGAAAUUGGUUCGUUUGAGUGUUCCCUUGAUUGUAAAUCUUAUCAAUGAUUCAACAGAAAGUUUUAAUUUCGAGUCCCGUUUGCGUGCAGAAUUCAAAACAUUAUUCGAUCGAUUGUUUGGAAUUCUUUUCGUUUGUGUGGGACAAAUCAAUGCGGAGUUGUAUUGGGCUCAAAUAAAGAAUAUUGUCUUGCUUGCAAUUCGUAAACGUUUUAAAGGUGAAGCUUUGAGCUUUUUGAGUAUUCAGAUAAAAGACCGUAAUUCCGAUUCUGUUACCGCACCAUUACUGGAAGAUGUCAAACGAUUCUUAGUUUCAAAAGACCCCAAAAAUAAGACAACAUCAAAUAAUGAAGAAAUACCCAUGGACAUAGAUUCUCCUCCAGGAUCUUCUUCAUCAAGUAGUCACUUUGAGAUGUCGACUCCACCACCUCAAGCCGAAGAAGAACUUCCACCAGUAAUUGUUGGUAGCCAUCCUUGGCACCGAAACUUUCCAGCAUCUUGGCUGCCAGUUAUUACACGAGAUAUUGCCCUACACCCACGAGAUAAUGUUCCACAACCACCAUUUUCAGAUGCAUACAUUUCGGGAAUGUCAGCCAAAAGGCGAAAGCUUAUCCAAAGUACGAAACCACCACAUGAUGUUAAAUCAUUGUUAGCUGAAAGUGUCCGACGUGCGAUCCAAACGACUGGUCUACAAAAUCCAUCCUCAUCGAAUCCUACUCAAAGCGCCGAUGAAAUUUCCAAUGCUAUUGCCACAGACACCACAGUGCAAGCUUCUUUCUGUGAAACCAUUCGUUCUGGUGUUAAGGAACGUCUCAAAACUGACACUGACUUUAAAGAAGACAAAUUUCCACAUACAUCGAAAUAUUUUAAUAAACAAAAUUAAUCAAUAUUUUGCGCACUCAAUUCAAUCAUACAAAACAACAAAUAAACAAAAAAAUGAAAAGAGAAAAAAAAACAUACACAAUUUAGUAGAUGAACACAAACUAAAAAAAAACUAAAAAAAAACAA
Molecule: messenger RNA, 4168 nt
Organism: Episyrphus balteatus (marmalade hoverfly)
Lineage: Eukaryota; Metazoa; Arthropoda; Insecta; Diptera; Syrphidae
Product: large proline-rich protein BAG6
Exons: 12
Coding region: 633-4043 (1136 amino acids)
Cellular component (GO): BAT3 complex
Molecular function (GO): polyubiquitin modification-dependent protein binding; misfolded protein binding
Source: RefSeq, a predicted model, not a curated record